Silurus meridionalis is the source of this 4723-nucleotide messenger RNA. RefSeq names its product zinc finger, FYVE domain containing 16 (gene zfyve16). Gene Ontology annotation, cellular component: early endosome membrane. Lineage: Eukaryota; Metazoa; Chordata; Actinopteri; Siluriformes; Siluridae. The transcript is spliced from 18 exons. Gene Ontology annotation, molecular function: metal ion binding. Gene Ontology annotation, biological process: endosomal transport. The coding region runs from base 186 to 4451 and encodes 1421 amino acids. The record is from RefSeq and is a predicted model, not a curated record.
UUUUUCCUGCUCUACACACCGGCGCUGGAAAUGGUCGCACUGUGGAAUUUAUGUGGAAUUAAUAAUAGGUUGCUGGAUCUCAGUAGCGAUUGCUCUGUACAACUAAACCGAGGAAGUGACCGACAAACGACGAGUAGGACGAUGAAGCAUUUCACGGGUUAAACAAAUCAUAAUCCUUCCCUAGGAUGGACAAUUACUUCAAAGCUGCUGUAUGUGACUUGGACAAACUCCUGGAUGACUUUGAAUUAAACCCAGAGGAGGCUGAGAACUCUACAGCGUUCACAAAUUCUGCAUCCCAGGACCCAACUCUUUACUCGCAAUACUUUAUACCUGAGCGAUCCACGGUUUCACAAACUCUCCCUGAUGUAAAUUCCCUGAAUUAUGGUCUAACUGCACCUAUUAGUGCUCCUACACAAAGAGAUCAAGAUGCAAAAGGGAGGGUCUUGACAGGUGUUGACCUCCUAUCCUCUGUUGACAGCAGAGCUUCCAAAAGCUUGACUCCUCCUUGUCCAGAUAGAUCCUUGAAACCCAUAUGUGAUCUUGUUAAUGAUACAGGAUCAGCUAGUCUCCCAUGCACAAAUAGUCACGAUGCCUUCAAAGAGCCAGAUGUUGCAGAGAAACAGGUUGAGGAGGAGCUACUGGUAGAUUUUGAUAGUCCAGCUGUUAUAUAUCCAGAGAACUUGAAGCCUGGGCAUGAUGACUUACAGGGACUGGAAGCUGGCGGACAUUUUGAUGGUCCCUCAAACUGUUUUAGUUUGUUGGACGUUAUAUUGCCUGCAGCUGUGGAGAGGACUGCUGAACCUCAAAUUAUUUCAAAUGACCUAGACCCUUUAGAUAAUGAUGAUCAGAUUGAGCAGCCUCAAAGUAGCUGUCCAGUGCUGUCUAAUUCAUCUGAACUCCAAAGCAACUCCCAGUGCAUUUUAGAACCUGAAAUAAAUCCUAAUAGCCUGAUCUGUUCACAUGUAACACACGAGGACACUGAAGCUAUUGCUGAUGCCAGUACAAGUCUGCCAAAUGUACCAGAUAAGGAACAUUCAGUCGAGAGCGGAAACGUGGACCACAAACUUACCCCUGCAAUUGCAACAAGUGAAAGAGAAUCUUCUCUAUCCUGCCUUCCCAUUAAUGUAUCCAUGUGUGGAUCUCUUGUGGCCUCUUUAGAUCAGGAGGAGAUGGAGGCUGAUACCAAAGACAGCACAGAAAUAUCUAUUGCUGAAUCUAAAGAGACCCUGGUCAUUGAAGAGACUGAGAAUUUAAUUGCUCCAUCUGCAGAAGUUGUGGCAUCCCAAUGUCUUAGGCAGCCAGAUUCUUCACCUGAGGAUGAGCCUGAACUGGUAAAAAUAAUGUCAAACCAAGCAAUGUCAACAUCUCUUACAACUUCUCUCUGUAACAGAACUUUUGAAUGCAGCUUAUCUCAUUCAGAAAAUCUUAUAUCCAGAGAUUUACCAGAGAGUAGCCAAGCUUCCAGCAAAGUGCAGAGCCCUGAUUACCAAAUAGAGUUUGAUUUUACCAGUGAUUACCUCCCUGAAAGUGAGCAGAAUAGGAUGCUGGUCACUGAUGAAGAGCUAGAUGCUUAUCUUAUGGGUGAGGCACAGAGAAACAGUUCUGAGGUAUCAGCUGAGAAAUAUGUGGAUGAAGGCUUUUCAGAAUUUAAUGGAGAUUUAGAGGGAGAGUUGCGCAGCUGCCCAGUUGAUUCAUUUGCCUCACCUGAAAGUGACCAAUCUCUUCGGUUUUUAGAUGAGAGUGAAGAUUCCAAUGUUUCCUCCUCAUCUCAAGAGAGUAUUUCCUUCAAACCAGACCUCACACAAACGGAUAAUAUGGAAGACAUGCCGUGUUCGACUGAGAAUCAUUUAGUCUGCAACCCAAACCAGUCACCGUGUUAUGGUGGAGCCCGACCAAAGCAGCUAUCCAGCCAAAAUAUACGACCAUUUCUUCCACAAGAGGGACAGAAUAGCCAGUCUGAGGAGAAUGUGUUGAUUUCUGACGAAGAGAACAUCUCUCCUGUAACUCCUAUGCUGAGACAGAUUUCUAACCACAGUGACAGUAACUUUAAAACUACCAGUCAUGGUGACAGCUGUGAUCACAUGUAUGGUCAUGAAGAGCUUUCAGAGCCACCUCCCUACCCAGGAGAGAUUCCUGGAGAAGCAGUCGAUCAGUCAGGAACAGAGGAUAGAGGUCUUGGAUGGAGGCAGCCACCCUGGGUUCCAGAUUCUGAGGCACCUAACUGCAUGAAAUGUGGACAGAAGUUCACUUUUACCAAGAGGAGACAUCACUGCAGAGCAUGUGGCAAAGUAUAUUGUGCCAUUUGCUGCAACCGUAAAUGCAAACUAAAGUACAUGGAGAAAGAGGCCAGAGUUUGUGUGGUCUGCUAUGAAACUAUACAAAGAGCUCAGGCCAUUGAGAGAAUGAUGAGCCCUACCGGGCCUAGUCCAAAUCCUAACAUCCCAUCCGAGUACUGCUCCACAAUUCCUCCCAUGCAGCAGGCUCAAGCAGCAGGAACCCUCAACUCCCCACCCCCUACCGUCAUGGUGCCGGUGUCCGUUCUCAAGCAUCCUGGUAAUGAUGGAUUCCCGAGGGAACAGAAGCAUGUCUGGUUUGCUGAUGGAAUACUGCCUAAUGGCGAGGUGGCAGAUACGACUAGGCUUUCUGUAAGACCACGGAGGUCCUCUCAGGAGUCCAGCCCUGUUACGCCAGACCCUCCAACUAUAUGGUCUACUAGCAAAUUCCCUGAAGGAAGUGAGGGUACAGCACACAGCUCAGAGUCCAGUUCCGAGACACCAAGGAAGGCAGUCAACGGGCCCUGGGACUAUGCAUUACUCUGUGGCCUGGGCAGCUGUGUGGAGUGUGCUCCAAGUCUCCUGCCUGAUGAUGAUGAUGGGCUCCCACCUCUGCUCAUCACCACAGGAGAGGAGGAUGAAGGGGAUUUGUUAGUGGAGGAGCGUCCAGCUGCCUGUCAGAUUAUGCUGCUGCUAGAGGAAGGAGGUCCGAGACCCUUGACCUUUGUGCUCAACGCCAACCUCGUGGUCAAUGUGAAGCUGACUGCAUAUUGUGAGCGGAAGUGCUGGUGUUUAAGCUCUAACGGUCUUCAGGGAGUCGGUCAGAGAGAACUGGCGUUCAUUAUUGAACGUUUCCCUGAGGAGAACAGUCUGCCUAGAGACGUCUUCAGUCUUUACAUCAACAUAUACCAAGAUGCACAGAAGGGGAAAUAUAUUGAGGAACUUGGCAAUGUGACAUUUGCAGACAGUUUUCUGGGCAGUAAAGAACAUGGUGGGUUCCUUUUUCUCUCUUCGAGCUUUCAACCUCUGGAGGGCCUUGGCCUGCCUCACACCUCCUUCCUAUUUGGGGUCCUCAUUCAUAAAUUGGAGGUACCCUGGGCAAAAGUGUUCCCUCUUCGCUUAGUACUCAGCAUGGGAGCAGAAAAUAAUGUGUAUCCCUGUCCUUUGGUUAGUGUCCGGUUUCGUGAGUCUAUCUUUAAAGAGACUGGACAUACCAUCAUGAACCUGCUUGCAGACCUGAGGAACUACCAGUACAGUGUGCCUGUAAUCAACAGCCUGAGGAUCCACAUGGAAGUGGGGAACAUCUAUAUUGACAUACCCAAGUCCAAGUUUAAUGAGAUGCUGAAAGUGGUGAAUUCUUCCAAUGAGCAUGUAAUAAGUGUUGGGGCGUGCUUCAGUAUUGAUGCAGACUCGCACUUAAUCUGUGUCCAGAAUGAGGAUGGAAGCUACCAAACACAAGCCAAUAGCAUUCAGGGAAAGACCAGAAGAGUGACUGGCGCAAGCUUUGUUGUUUUUAAUGGUGCUCUGAAGGCCUCUUCAGGAUAUAUUGCCAAAUCUAGUAUUGUUGAAGAUGGGUUAAUGGUGCAAAUCCCCCCAGAGACAAUGGAGGCUUUGCGCCAGGCCCUACGGGAUCAGACAGACUUUCAGAUAACCUGUGGGAAAACUGAAACAGCGCCAGAGGACAGAGAAAACGUCAACAUACGCUGGGUGGACUGGAUGGCUCCCAGCAAUACAGGCCUCAUCAGUCCCAUAGACAGGAAGUCUCUAGAGGGUGUGACUAGUAUCCAUGUCCAGCAGGACUCCGGGUUUGAAAUGGAUGGGCGGGCUAUCAAGUGUACUGAGGUUUUUUACCUCCUGAAGACCCCAGACUGCUCCUACUCUGCCAUUCUUUCUUCCUGCUCUCAGUUCCAAAGGGAGAUUUCCACUGCCAGCUGUGCAGCACUGUGUCCUCAUCUUUCUGUCCUUAUUGCAAAUGGAAUUAACCAUCUUGCACUUCGAGUCUCUACUGACACUGACAUGGUUGAAUACCAAGCCGGUUCAGGUGGAAGCCUCCUGCCGCAGAAAUAUAUGAAUGAGUUGGAUGGGGCUCUGAUACCUGUUAUUCAUGGUGGAAGCUCCUGCGUCCCUCAUCAAGCCAUGGACAUGGAGUUGUUUUUUUACAUUACGCAGACCCUUUGAGUUUAAGAGCAGCACCCUCUACUGACAGGAAUAUUGUCCUUUCUUUAAAUUAAUCACGAAGCUGGACAAACGCGGACAAAUAACUGAGCAGACUUUUAACCCUAAUGAGGUAUGGGAAUGAGUGAAACUUCUGUGAACUGGCUGUAAUUGAUAUCCUGGCUCCUAAAAGUUCUUAAGAAUGACAUUGAAAUUUGUCUAUACGGGAUGUAUCUUGUUUUCUGGGUGCAUAAAUAGUAUUUUCUAUGAGAUUAAAGAAAAUGAGAGGCACUGCA